AUGGCUCCCAAGAAGACCAGCACCAAGACCAUGAACAAGGGUAAGAAGCCCGUGACCAGCAAGGGCAAGGACAAGCCGCUUGCCAAGACAGCACCUAAAAAGAGCACGCCAAAGAAGGAAGAACCUUCGUCCAAGAGCUACAAAGAGCUGAUCGCGGAAGGACUCGCAGCUCUGAAGGAGCGCAAGGGUUCCAGCCGCCCUGCCCUCAAGAAGUUCAUCAAGGAGAACUACCCGAUCGUUGGGUCCACGAGCAAUUUUGACUUGUAUUUUAACAACGCUAUUAAGAAAGGUGUGGAAACCGGUGACUUUGAGCAGCCCAAGGGCCCCGCCGGAGCUUUGAAAUUGGCAAAGAAGAAGUCUCCAGAACCCAAGAAAGAGAAAGAAACCAGUCCAAAGCCCAAACAAUCUGCCACCGCCACUGCCUCUGCCACUGCCGCCGCCAUAACAACGCCAAAGGCGAAGACCGCGUCUAAGAAACAAGCGCCCAAAAAAGUAGUAAAGAAGAAGUCGUCGCCUACUGCCGCCAGCGCCAGUGCUGCCGCCAAGAAGGCGGCUUCCCCUUCUUCAUUGAGCUACAAAGAAAUGAUCUUAAAGAGCAUGCCUCAACUCAAUGACGGUAAGGGCUCCAGCCGUAUCGUCCUGAAGAAGUACGUUAAGGACACUUUUUCGUCCAAGUUGAAAACUAGCUCAAAUUUUGACUACCUCUUCAAUAGCGCUAUCAAGAAAUGUGUGGAAAAUGGUGAACUGGUGCAACCAAAGGGCCCCUCCGGCAUCAUCAAACUAAGCAAGAAAAAGGCUAAAAUAUCCACCUAA
This is a messenger RNA of Saccharomyces eubayanus, 813 nucleotides long. It is a transcript of the gene HHO1, whose product is annotated as histone H1. Gene Ontology annotation, cellular component: nucleosome; nucleus. Gene Ontology annotation, molecular function: structural constituent of chromatin; nucleosomal DNA binding; double-stranded DNA binding. The transcript has a single exon. The coding region runs from base 1 to 813 and encodes 270 amino acids. Gene Ontology annotation, biological process: chromosome condensation; negative regulation of DNA recombination; nucleosome assembly. Lineage: Eukaryota; Fungi; Ascomycota; Saccharomycetes; Saccharomycetales; Saccharomycetaceae. The record is from RefSeq and is a predicted model, not a curated record.